AUGCUGAGAGUACAAUUAAGGCAAUUCUCAAGAGCUAGUAUAUUAGAGGCUACUUCUCCUGUGAAAGGUAGAGCCCAAGGAUUUGCUAAAAAACAAUCUGGUGGUAAAACAUCCAAAAAGAACACUUCAGGUUCAUAUGUUAAGAAGUGGAUUGAUACUGUAAGUACGUCUGGAUUCAACAAGUUUGCUAAACCAGUAGAUAUGCCAGUUUUUGAAGCAACCAAAAACUUGGAAGCUGCUUUAAAUAAUGUAUCAAAAUAUCACGAUUCUCAAUAUAAAUCAUUAUACCAUAUGGGAUCGUUUAAGAAGAAUCAAUUUAAUGAAUUAUUUUUUCGCCCAAUAUCGUUGGUUCGUGAAAAAUCUACACAAAAGUUUAUUGAUUUAAUGAAUACUUCCAGUAACAAAAAGUUUAUUAUCACAGGUGAACCAGGAAUUGGUAAAUCUGUGUUAUUGGCUCAAAUACAUGCAUAUGCAUCAGAUUCUAAACAUAUUGUCAUUAACAUUUCACACCCAGAUCUAUUAGUAAAUGGUAGAAAUGAUUUUUUUUAUGAUAAAAAUUUGAAACUUUACAUUCAACCAAUGUAUUUAAAGAAAUUUUUAAGGAAAAUACUAAAAUCUAAUGAUGAAACCACAAUGAAAUCAAUCAAGUUAGCAUCAGAUUACAAAUUUACCAAUGCUGAUCCAAAAGAUAACCUGGUAAGGAAGUUUGUCACUUUAACAAAGGAUACUAACAGUUUUUAUGAUCUAUUAACAACCAAGACUACUCCUGCCCAAAGAGGUGAACAAUUUAAAGCGAUUAUAACUGAAUUAUCUAAUCAAAAAACAACUCCUGUAUUAGUUUCUGUAGAUAAUUUUUCUAGAUUGUUAACAACUUCAUUAUGUGACUAUAAAAACGAAUCAAAUGAGCGUAUUGAGACAUUGGAAUUCCAAAUAGCUAAAUUCGUAAUGGAUUCAAUUUCUGGUGAAAUUAAAUAUAAGAAUCCAGAGAGUGCUGUUGUUUUGGCAACCUCGGGUGAAGAUAGAACUAAUAAAACACUACCUGUUGCCCUGAAUAAGAUUCCGGAGGAUAUAUAUCUUAAGAGAUAUCAUUACGAUCCUGUAUAUGCUAAUAUUCUAAAACAAGGUAAAGUUAAAGAGUUUGAAGUACCAAAAUUGGGGAAAGAUGAGGUACAAAAAUUAAUUGAGUUCUAUUUGAAGGCAAAUAUUAUGCCAAGAUAUGCUGUUGGCACGAAACCUUUAGAACAAUUAAUAAAUGAAAAAUUCAUUAUAAGUGGUAACGGUAAUCCAAGAGAAUUAUUAAAAAGUAUUGUUCUUUCUUAUUUUUGA
Molecule: messenger RNA, 1326 nt
Organism: Tetrapisispora phaffii CBS 4417
Lineage: Eukaryota; Fungi; Ascomycota; Saccharomycetes; Saccharomycetales; Saccharomycetaceae
Gene: RSM23
Product: mitochondrial 37S ribosomal protein mS29
Exons: 1
Coding region: 1-1326 (441 amino acids)
Biological process (GO): mitochondrial translation
Cellular component (GO): mitochondrial small ribosomal subunit
Molecular function (GO): structural constituent of ribosome
Source: RefSeq, a predicted model, not a curated record